AACAGACAUUAGGUGGCAGUACAGAAUCAAUCAUUUCAGCCCAAGAAGAAGUAGGCGCAAUGGGAGAGACACAGUUACCUUGGCGCCCACCACGGGCAUGUGACGUCUACUUGGCUGAAUUCAAACACUGUAAAAGUUUAAGCAACCGUUUCCAUCACUACUACACCUAUGGGACGUCCCCUGUCUGCCUGCAGUGGAAAGACGACUUCGAAGCCUGUAGAGAAUGGGAGAGGAAUUGCAGUCCACAUGCCAAGGAGAGUCUUCAAAAAAGUGAGAGAAAUCGAGUAUCUGAACAGAAGAACUUUCCUCCAUUUUGGGAGAUGAGAAAAAAACCACCUGCUGACUGGCAUUUACCUCUUAAUGAGGCAAAAUAAAAGCCUCAUUAGCAUUAGUAAAUUUUUUAUUAUCAUUAUUAUUUUUUAUAAUUUAUUAACCUUGUUCAUUCUCCCAUCAUUUCUCCUGUUCUCUAUGACCCAGUGUGUUUCAGUUGGGUAUAAUGAUUUCAACUGUUUUUAGUUGUACACUGAAAAUCUAAGGUUGUAUACAUCUGUGACUUUGGGUUCAUGACAUUAAAUAAAAGAGCUUGUUGAAAA
Tachysurus vachellii is the source of this 593-nucleotide messenger RNA. It is a transcript of the gene c7h22orf39, whose product is annotated as chromosome 7 C22orf39 homolog. The transcript is spliced from 3 exons. The record is from RefSeq and is a predicted model, not a curated record. Bases 60 to 374 code for a protein of 104 amino acids. NCBI's taxonomy places the organism in Eukaryota, Metazoa, Chordata, Actinopteri, Siluriformes, Bagridae.